This is a messenger RNA of Acomys russatus (golden spiny mouse), 2598 nucleotides long. RefSeq names its product leptin receptor (gene Lepr). The record is from RefSeq and is a predicted model, not a curated record. Gene Ontology annotation, cellular component: external side of plasma membrane; membrane. Lineage: Eukaryota; Metazoa; Chordata; Mammalia; Rodentia; Muridae. Gene Ontology annotation, molecular function: cytokine receptor activity; protein binding. Gene Ontology annotation, biological process: cytokine-mediated signaling pathway.
GCAGGGUAACCGGGGAUGUGGGAACCUCUUUCCUGUCAUAUGGACAGCUCACAUGAUGGUUUCUGUUUCCAUCUGAAUACCCGCCUUUCUCUCUUUGUUACAGAUGUCAUGUACUUUCCACCCAAAAUCCUGACAAGCGUUGGCUCGAAUGCUUCCUUUCAUUGCAUCUACAAAGAUCAAAACCAAAUUAUUUCCUCAAAGCAGAUAGUUUGGUGGAUGAAUCUGGCUGAGAAAAUCCCUGAAACGCAGUAUAGCGUUGUGGGUGACCACGUUAGCAAAGUUACGUUCUCCAACUUGAAAGCCACCCGACCUCGCGGGAAGUUUGCCUAUGACGCAGUGUACUGCUGCAGUGAGCAGGAGUGCCACCACCGCUACGCCGAACUGUAUGUGAUCGAUGUCAAUAUCAAUAUAUCAUGUGAAACUGAUGGGUACUUAACUAAAAUGACUUGCAGAUGGUCACCCAGCACAAUCCAAUCACUCGUGGGAAGUACUGUGCAGUUGCGGUAUCACAGGAGCAGCCUGUACUGUUCUGAUAGUCCCUCUAUUCAUCCUACGUCUGAGCCCAAACACUGCAUCUUGCAGAGGGAUGGCUUCUAUGAGUGUGUUUUCCAGCCGAUCUUCCUAUUAUCUGGCUAUACAAUGUGGAUCAGGAUCAACCACUCUUUAGGUUUGCUUGACUCUCCACCGACAUGCGUCCUUCCUGACUCCGUAGUAAAACCACUACCUCCUUCUAGUGUGAAAGCAGAAAUUACCGUAAACAUUGGCUUACUGAAAAUAUCUUGGGAAAAGCCAGUCUUUCCAGAGAAUAACCUUCAGUUCCAGAUUCGAUAUGGCUUAAGUGGAAAAGAAAUGCAAUGGAAGAUACAUGAUGUAUUUGAUGCAAAAUCAAAGUCGGCCAGCCUGCCAGUGCCAGACCUGUGUGCAGUGUAGGCGCAGGUGCGCUGCAGGCGCUUGGAUGGCCUCGGGUAUUGGAGUAACUGGAGCAGCCCGGGCUAUACGCUUAUCAUGGACGUAAAAGUUCCUUUGCGAGGACCUGAGUUUUGGAGAAUAAUGGAUGGCGAUGUCACUAAGAAGGAGAGAAAUGUCACCUUGCUCUGGAAGCCCCUGAUGAGCAAUGCCUCACUGUGCAGCGUGAGGAGGUAUGUGGUGCAGCACCAUAAUGCCCACAAUGGGAUGUGGUCAGAAGACGCAGGAAAGCAGACCAAUCUCACUUUCCUGUGGGCAGAGCAAGCACACACGGUCACAGCUGCCAUUAAUUCCAUUGGUGCUUCCCUUGCCAAUUUCAACCUAACCUUCUCAUGGCCCAUGAGCAAAGUGAGUGUUGUGCAGUCACUCAGUGCUUACCCGCUGAGCAGCAGUUGUGUGAUCCUGUCCUGGACACUGUCCCCUGCUGAUUACAAUCUAUUAUACCUGGUUAUCGAGUGGAGGAAUCUUAAUGAAGAUGAUGGAAUGAAAUGGCUUAGAAUCCCUUUGAACGUCAAGAAGUAUUAUAUCCAUGAUAAUUUUAUUCCUAUUGAGAAAUAUCAAUUUAGCCUUUACCCAGUAUUUAUGGAAGGAGUUGGAAAACCAAAGAUAAUUAAUGGUUUCACUGAAGGGGAUAAGGACAAGCAGCGGAAUGAUGCAGGGCUGUAUGUGAUCGUACCCAUAAUUAUUUCCUCCUGUGUCCUCCUGCUUGGAACACUGCUAAUCUCACACCAGAGAAUGAAAAAGUUAUUUUGGGAAGAUGUUCCAAACCCCAAGAAUUGUUCCUGGGCACAAGGACUUAAUUUCCAAAAGCCUGUAACAUUUGAGCAUCUUUUUACCAAGCAUGCAGAAUCAGGGAUAUUUGGUCCUCUUCUUCUGGAGCCUGAACCCAUUUCAGAAGAAAUCAGUGUCGAUACAGCUUGGAAAAAUAAAGAUGAGAUGGUACCAGAAACUAUGGCCUCCCUUCUUUUGAGCACUCCAGACCCUGAAAGGGGUUCUAUUUGCCUUGGUUACCAGUGUAACAGUGCUAAAUUCUCUGGGGCUCAGAGCAUCCAGGUGACCUGUGAGGAUGAGUGUCAGAGACAACCCUCAGUUAAAUAUGCAACACUGGUCAGCAACUCCAAGCCAGUUGAAACUGAUGAUGAGCAAGGGCUGAUACAUAGUUCUGUCAGCAAAGGUUCCUCCAGCAAACACUCCCCAUGGAGAGCAUCUUUCUCUGGCAGCACCUGGGAGAUAGAGGCCCAAGCAUUUUUCCUAUUAUCACAUCAGCAACCCAGAAUGAUUUCCCCACAACUUUCAUUCUCAGGUUUGGAUGAGCUUUUGGAACUGCAGGGAAAUUUUGCCGAAGAAAAUCAUAGUGAAAAGUCUGUUUAUCUAGGGGUCAAGUCACUAAAAAAAAGAGAGGAUGGUAUGUUUUUGACUGAUGAGUCAGGAGCAUUGUGCCCAUUCCCAGCCCACUGUCUGUUCAGUGACAUCAGAAUCCUCCAGGACAGCUGCUAACACUUUGUAGAAAAUAAUUUGACACUAGGGACCUCUGGUAAGAUGAUCUGUGUACCAUACAUUCCCCAAUUUCAAACAUGUUCCAUUCAGAGUCAUAAGAUAAUGGAGACUAAGAUGUGUGACUUAACGGUGUAA